CUGAGACACUCCAACAGAUGGGCGGCUAUAGUUACAAACGUGAACACAGCCAUUGGUCAGCUUCGGAAGGAUGCCAAACCAUUUUCAGAACGUUCUCUGAAAGGCCGCUUGACUGGUCUGCUUGCUAAUUUUGUCAGAGAUGACAUGGAAGCACUAAGGAAAUCUGGUAUAGAGGAAGAAUACAACGAGCGUGAACAGUUACUCCAAGAGAUUCGCGAAUUAAAGGAAGAAGCAGACACGGUUAAGAAGGACAAGAAGGUCGAAGACAAGCGCAAGAGGGAAAAAGAGGAAAAUGAGGGGGAAGCAAUCCGCCUCAAAGCGAUGGAGGGAAUGAACAAGCCAGAAGUAACUCCAACAAAGAAAGCAAAAUUCGAUGUUGGGGAGUACCUAACGAAGAAACUUGAGUUGGAAACCCGCAGGUUUGAGGCCGAGAAAGAGAAGAUGGCAGCAGAGGCUCAGGAGAAACGUGCUUUGAUUGAACUUUUGGGGAAAUUAGCCAGUGACAUGAACAAAAAAGAACAAUAAAGUCGAAUGGUAUAAGAUUUAAUGAAAAUGGCAAGGAAGAAAAUGUUGAUUAUUU
This is a messenger RNA of Lineus longissimus, 580 nucleotides long. RefSeq lists its product as uncharacterized. The record is from RefSeq and is a predicted model, not a curated record. The coding region runs from base 145 to 525 and encodes 126 amino acids. Lineage: Eukaryota; Metazoa; Nemertea; Pilidiophora; Heteronemertea; Lineidae. The transcript has 4 exons.